UCGUAGUUUGUCUGUUGUGGGAUUAAUUAAAGUCGUGGCGCGGGGUAGCUACGGUGUCACCGCGGUGGUAUCCAACAACCUGCCGGCGAUAAUCUCUCUUCCUGGCGCCCUUUUGACCACACAGCGGGACUAAACAUCAGCGAAACCUGCAACUAAUGACCGGUAAACAUCACAAACUCCGCCAUACAUGUACGUUAGCUACGUUUUGAGGGAAACAACAUAGCGGUAUCACCUCGCGAAGGGACUAUGUCACUCUGAGCUACUGCAGACCAAGAAGAAACAAACUCUCAGCAACCACCGGACAACUAUAGGUAAAACGGAGCACGCUGCAUCGCAGUAUCUUUCAGCGAGGUCAUCCGAAGAGUUCUACAUAUUUCACCGUUUUGUUGUACCAAAGCAAGCACAGAUUGGUAUCUAGUGGCUGUUUUGUACAUAGUGACGAAAGAUAUCGCCACAAAGUCGUCCAGAAAACUCAGAAGGAGUUGCCAAUGCUCUGAGACCCCGACGGAUUUUUCAGAAGACACUUUUGAAGAAGUAUCUAGUGGCUGUUUUGUAUAUAGUAACGAAAGAUAUCGCCACAAAGUCGUCCAGAAAACUCAGAAGGAGUUGCCAAUGCUCUGAGACCCCGACGGAUUUUUCAGAAGACACUUUUGGACUGCUCUUCCGUGGUACAUGUGGUGGGGUAUCUUGUUGUUUGAGACUUUGGUAACGGUUGCUCGGUUGAUAGGCACAUAUUGACUAAAAUUAUCGAUUGAAAAGACGGAACAGCAGCGUGGAAAGGUGGCGACAAAAAGGAGGAUUUCAGACGAACUUGCACGGGACUAACGAUCUACAACAAGAGAUUAUAAACUGAAGUAAGCAAAACCCAGGCAGUUACCAUGGCGACCGGAGGGAGACCGGAAGUACCGGAGGAGGAACCGGAAAUAGACCCGUACCAGGGCCUCGACAACGAGGAACUAAAAAUCGCGCUGAAACUCGCGGAGGAAGAAACGCGAGGCUUGUACGCGGACUUAAAAACAACCAUGGAAGAACACGAGAGAGCAAAACAAGAACUGGAACAGAAGCUGACCAAAGCCCUGCAAGAAAAGCAGACCAUAACCAAAGAAAGGGACGCAGCCGUGGCCAAGUUGAGGGGAGUUAAAGACGACUCCGUUGCAAAGGAUCAUCGAAACUCACAGAGAAUUAAGGACCUUCAGUCAAAACUACAGGAAAAGACUUUGGAAUGUAAGAGACUUCUAAGAAGCAACGAGUUGCUGAGGAAGAAACUUAACGCGCAACAGGCCAAAAUGAAGUUCGAAGUUGACAAGGAGGUGAAGAAAUUUAAGAACCAGCAGAGGAAGCUGGAGGAGGAAAAUGAAGAAGCACAGAAGGAGGCGAAGGAAGCGGCGAAGAAAGUCCAACUUCUUCAAAAACAGAAAGAAGACGAGGCGCGGCGGAAGAUGCUGGCUGAGGAGCGGCUGCACCGUCUGGAGCGGGAGAACGAGCUGAUGGAGAGGAAACACUUCAUGACGGAGCGUGCGCUGGAGGAGGCCGUCAGGAAGAUGAAGGAGGUGCGAGUGGAGAAGGCCGUCCUUGAGGACAUGGAGCGUGACCUUCAGGAGGUCGCGCAGCUCGAACUGGCCAAUGAGAAAGAAGAGAAGGAUGGGGAGAACCUGCGGAGCAUGCGCAGACGGGAACUGGAGAGGACCAACAAGCAGAAGAGCCAGAUCAAACCGGUUCAGGACACGCACCACGUGCAGGCCACUCAGGACAUGAAGGCCAAGUUUCUGGCGCUCACCACCAUCCCUGAGGAAAAAGUCGUCUGAAACGACACUACGUCACUGGCUGGUGCUGACGUCACAUCCGGUAAUGACGUCACUUCCUGGACAUGCUUGCGGCUCCAUGAACAAUAAGCUUUCUUACAGUGUGUGGUCUAAUAUCAAAGUCUAAGGUUAUUCUUUAUCAAUAUGCCAGGGACCUUAAACUUUGACCUUAGACCACAAUGCAUCAUUCUGCACACGAGCCUUUGAAACUGUGAACCGUCUAAUUAAUAGAUUCCAUGACUUGAACAAUUUUUGUGUAAUGUGUGCUGAAAAUUAAUGAUUAAGUUUGCGCCAAAAUAUUACAAUGUUGUUACAAGAUUAUUAUAAUAUCAUUACGUCAUAAAGAGACAUUUGACAACGUACAGCCAUGUAAUAUAUGUUCUGCUUGCAUAAUAAAAUGUUAACAACGAAAGAUUUUAUGUGGGUGUAUCUCACUUAGCUUGAGAUAGUGCUAGCGUUAGAAAUGAGAACAUGUUAUAAGUAGGUGAGUACUAUGCUUAAAAUAAACCCAUGCUGCAAUAUUGCCGUACAAUUUUUCAUAAUUAAACAGCUAUGAAGUUUUCAAGUGUUCAUGUCAAAGAUGGUGCAACAGUUCCUAAUUACAUACAACCAUUGAACAAAGAUGUCUAUACAAAAUAUACUACUGGUGUUGCUGAAUAUCGAAUCAUAAAGAUCACACUUCAAGUUCUGUAUUUUGAACAGUCAGGUUCUGAACUGGAUGCCGUGUUUUCUAUGACGUCAGGGGCCGAAAUUCACGUGACUACAUUGUGGUAGAAAUCAGAAACCAGGAGUGUGAUUUGAAAUAUUCGAUGUUAAAUAGGGUAAUAGGACUUUUAAAUUACAUCAGAAGGGAUUACAUUUUGUUCAAACGUCUAUGUUCAUUGUAUAAUACAGUUAUGACUGAAUGUAAUUAGGAAAUGUUUAUUUUUUUGUGACAUUUGCACUUUAGACCUAAAAAUAAACCUUUAUCAGCCAUUGGAUAUAGAAUUAUAAUAACUUUUAAUAUUCCAAAGCAAAGAGCAAUGCUUCUGUGUGGCACAUGUACAUACUUCGCCCGAUAUUUGAGUGUUUUGUGGAAUUUAUACUUUGACAGCAAUGUUUCUAUAAUUAACUGUUUUGAUGAUGUUUAUGUAUUUCGCAACGUUAACGCCAAUUAAGACAUAAGUUGUUGACAAGAAAAUAUUUGUUGCUAACAUAUUGUGUAAUAAUGAUAUUUGUACCGAAGGAUCUAUUGUGAAAUUUAUCUAAGCUUGAAUAAGACUUUGUACAAUCUUUAGAUAUUGUGGAAAAGUAGUUAAAACACUUGGAUUUAAAAUUCCGUUGUUAUUUGCCAAAUGAAUUCGAUCAUGAAAUAGGCUUGGUAAAUAAAAUUUGUAUUCAACUUGGCAUUU
Molecule: messenger RNA, 3193 nt
Organism: Branchiostoma floridae (Florida lancelet)
Lineage: Eukaryota; Metazoa; Chordata; Leptocardii; Amphioxiformes; Branchiostomatidae
Product: trichohyalin-like
Exons: 5
Coding region: 879-1805 (308 amino acids)
Source: RefSeq, a predicted model, not a curated record